AUGUCCCAACCUAGUUUGAUUGAGCUAGUAAAGGUUGAGAAUUAUGCGUUGAGUUCGAUUCUCAACGCGUCGAUGCUCUAUAAUUUCCUGAUGGGGAUCUACACGAUAGUAUAUGCCGGGACACUCUACGUAUACCUAUCGAAACGAUCGUCCAGUACCGGUCGCUGGAUCGUUCUAACUUGCAUCUCUGCGCUCUACGUAUUCUCCGUCGUCAACUUUAUCCUCCACUGGACAUUCCUAUCCCGUGUAUUUAUUGCGCACGGAGACACUAAGACGUCCAUCUUCCUCGCGUCGCUCGUUAACCCGGCGUGGUUUGAUAUCACGGAUGAGCUGUGUCAGGGUCUCCCGCUUGUAAUUUCUGAUGCGCUUUUGACUUGGAGGUGUUAUCAUGCAUGGGGACAAUCUGUGAAAAUAGCAGCAGUUCUAUCACUACUGUGCAUUGCAGAACUCGCGCUGGGCAUUGCAUACGUCGUAUUCCAAUCUACAAGCGCGAGCGCACGCGCACCGCAUGUAGGCGUGAACAUAGAGACCGCACUGGCAUUCAUAUCCCUCCUCGCCACAUCCUCCGCCACAUUCCUGAUCGGAUACCGCAUCCGCAUCGUCUCGGACACCCUCGGCGGGCCUGUGAGACAAGGGAGAUCUAGUAGAGCGAUACGUGCGAAGGCGUACACACGCAUCGUGGUGACGAUUGUGGAAUCGUCCGCGGUGUAUGCGGUCGCGCUGUUCAUGUUUGCGCUGACGACUGUUGUGCCUGUCUUCCGCGACGCGGAGUCGCCGAUGUCGCAGGCGGGGUUGUAUAUCGAUGCUGUGUUGUUGAUAGUUGCGGGUCUGGCGCCGACUGUGAUGGUCCUGCGUUUAGCGCUGGCUAGCGCUAACUCCAACAAUGCGGCUUCGUCCAACACGCUAUCUAAUGUCGUCGGGGUAGAAUUUUACGUUUCUAGUCAUGGUGGGAAUACAGUGGGUACGGGUAUUGGCGCCCGUAGAGAGAAUAGCUGGCCGUCUCCCGUCGAAGGUUGUCAGAUUGACUACUCUCCGAAUGACCUAGAGAAAUAG
Psilocybe cubensis is the source of this 1053-nucleotide messenger RNA. RefSeq lists its product as uncharacterized. Lineage: Eukaryota; Fungi; Basidiomycota; Agaricomycetes; Agaricales; Agrocybaceae. The record is from RefSeq and is a predicted model, not a curated record. The transcript is spliced from 6 exons. Bases 1 to 1053 code for a protein of 350 amino acids.